AUGUACAGGCCACGGGGUGAAAAAGGGCUGAGACUGCCUCAUGUAUUGGGCCUCCUUUGUGUUGUGGUCCCCACCGACCCCCAUCCUCCCAGCAUCAGUGGGAUGUCCCAGGUGUGUCUCCUCUUGGCCAUGCUCAUGCUCUGCAGCUGCACGAAGGUUUCCUCGGCCAACUCUCUGGAGCUUGUGAAGGAACAGUGGAGCAGCUACAAGGACCAGUGCCUGGACUACAUAAACGCCACGCCCCCUGCCACCGGGUUGGUGUGUAACCGGACGUUUGAUCUGUAUGCCUGCUGGCCCGAUGGACUUCCAGGAACCACUGUCAACGUCUCGUGCCCGUGGUUUCUACCUUGGCACCGCAAAGGUCUGUAUGAAUUCUCGGCGUAUGUUGGGGUAUAUAGUAGCUACUCACGAUGUGCAUAUCACUGUGUGAUAGUUCACCGGGGCCUGGUCUACAGAGUCUGCACCGAAGACGGGAAAUGGGGGCAAAAGAAUACCAGUGAAUGUGAAGACGACCCCGGUGAGCAGCAGUAUGGCCGUAUCCUCAGCCAGUUACGAAUCAUGUACACAGUGGGCUACUCUCUCUCACUGGGAGCUCUGCUGCUGGCCCUGGCAAUUCUCAUCAGCUUCAGGAAGCUGCACUGUAUGAGGAACAACAUCCACAUGAACCUGUUUGCCUCCUUCAUCCUGAGAGCUGUGUCCAUUCUUGUCAAAGACGCCCUUCUGACCCUCACACUGGACCCGAGGAGCAGCAGCAACACCGGGACACAAGCCUGGGUCAACAUACCGGCUGUGACUUGGUGUCGUGGUGCCAUGGUGAUGAUGCAGUACAGCGUGAUGGCCAACAAUUACUGGCUGCUGGUGGAGGGCAUCUACCUUCACAGCCUCCUGGUCAUCACUGUUUUCCGCGAGAAGAAGUACUUCUACAUUUACCUGGCCAUCGGCUGGGGUGCACCACUGAUAUUUGUGUUGCCAUGGAUCACAGUGAAAUAUCUGUACGAAAAUGAAGAGUGCUGGGAGAGAAACAUUAACAUGGGCUAUUGGUGGAUCAUCCGUUCCCCCAUACUGUUUGCGUAUUUGAUUAACUUCUUCAUUUUCAUCCGAAUAAUUAAAAUCCUGAUGUCUAAACUUAGAGCUCACCAGAUGAGAUACACUGACUACAAAUUCAGACUGGCAAAGUCCACCUUGACUCUCAUCCCACUGCUUGGGAUUCACGCCAUCCUCUUCACCUUUGUCAUUGAUGAGUCUGUCCCUAAAGGCUCCAUGCUUCGCCUCAUUCGUCUCUUUUGUGACCUUCUGUUCAACUCCUUCCAGGGCCUGCUGGUUGCUAUCCUGUACUGCUUUGUCAAUAAAGAGGUGCAGUCGGAGAUGCUGAAGAAGUGGAAGAGGUGGAAGCUGGGGAAGGACAUCGAGGAGGAGUACCGCCACACGCACAGCCACACGCCGCACAUCAAGAGCGGCAGCAUCGCCACGGGCAACCUGCCCGACACCCACGACGACUGCGACUCGCCCGGCCUCCGCAGGGCUGACGGCGGCCCCUCCCGCCCCGCCGCCCCCGAGGAGAACCGCAGGCUGGUGGUGUCCUACAGCAACGGGACGGGGACAAGCCGGCCCGCCCGGAGCAGACAAACCCUGCACUUAUCCUUACGGUCAUACCGGGGAACCGGUCACUCCACCACCACCACCACCGCCACCGCCACCGCCGCCGGCGAGGACGCAUGCCCGGAGGAGCGGGUGCACUACUGCGCAUAUCCGGAGGAAGGGGAGGAAACCAGCGUCUGACGACAGCCUCUCGCACGAGCGCCGCAUCACGAACACGCAUCACGACACUGCUGUAAAAAAAAAAACAGAAAAAAAAAAAAAAAUCACUGGACGAGCGGAGAAUGAUUCGUUGGUUGUUUUAUUUGAUUUGCACCAUGACAAAAAAAAGGAGGGGAAAACAAGUGAGGUUUAAGACAUAUGGGAUUAUAAGGUGAAUUCAGACAUAACCAUUGUGGUUUUGACCGAGCAUUAAGAUACACGUGUGGGUCUGUGUGGCGACUUUAUUCAAAACCAAACCGGUGCCAGUGUAACCCGCCUGAGAAGCGCUUUUGUUGUGCGUUUAAGGGCAGAAGUGGGCGCGGUUUUAUGAGACGGAACUGCAGCCUCAGUCAGGUGCUGUCAUCUUCAGAAAGACUCAUUAUCAUUAAGUUAUUGUGGAAUGAAAUAAUCAACGCCAAAGGACAAACUGGUCGGUUUUACAUGCAUCGGACAAAGUCUUGCCUUUUUCUAUCUUUCUUUUGUUAACCAUUCCAUCCUGUUAUCCAUUUUUAGACAUGUUCUUAACUCAAUUCUGUUUAAAAAAAUAAAGAAAUAUAAGUGAAAAUAUUCAAAGCUAGUGGAAGUAUGUAAUUAGCACUAUGCAUUAUAUCCAGAGCAGCUGGAUAUUUUUUUCAAGACCAUCGUUUAAAGUUUUCAGCCAAAAAAUGAAAUAGGGACGGACUCAUUACUUAAUUAAGAAAAGUCUUAUUUUUAUUGAUAACAAUUCAGUUAUUAUUUGUUGCAAAUCUGUCAUUAAUGAACACACAGUUUGAUUUGAGUGGUUCAUUCAAGUCAAAGUUGCUCCAUAUCUACCUGUGAUCGUCACCCAUGCAUCUGUACAGCCCCCCACAUCCAGCAACACAUCGUUUGUACAGACACUAAAGGCUUUUGUGGAGCAGGUUUCAGGAUCAUAACAUGUGGCCAAAACAAUGUGUUGAAUACGCUCCUCGUAACAGCUUUUUUAAGAUAAAAAUGAAUGUAUUUAUGUUCUGUUCUGCACACAGAGUUCGUAUCUUCAGAACUGUACAGCAUAUAACCAUUUUGUGAUUUUGUGUCAUGGGAAAUGAACUUCAGACAGCAAAAAUCUCCACAAAGAGAAUACUCUCUGACUUUUGAUAAAGGAUGGACAUUUCUUAUUGUUGAAGGGUGUGUUGUACAUUGUUAAUACAGGAAAAAAUGCUGAAUAUCAUAAAGACAAUAGCAGGCUGGCAGGGGUGUGUUGUUUUGUGUUUUUUGCUUGGGUUGCAGGUGCUUCUAAAGCUACAACAUGAAUAGCUAUUCCGAGGAAAGACGUCCUGUUUCAUGACAAACAAUCAUAUCCUGUCUUUCUACUUUCUGAUGGCAAAAAGUUCUGUAUGAAAUCCAAAUGACUGUCUCACAAGUCACUAUGGAGACAGUUAAAUCUAAAUGUGACACCAAGAAAAAGCUCUGUACAUACUGUCUUUUAGAAAUGGAUGUCAAUCCUCCAUUCAGGUACGUUUGUCGUGUUUGUAAUACUUAAGUAACACAUGUUGAAUUUUACUGGCAUUUUGUUGUGUGUUUGUGCGGAAACGUUCCUGUUCGAGACAUUUGUGUCAAGCUAAGCUGAAAAAAUACACAUCAGGUGAAUAAAUUGUUCAGUGUGC
Molecule: messenger RNA, 3422 nt
Organism: Menidia menidia (Atlantic silverside)
Lineage: Eukaryota; Metazoa; Chordata; Actinopteri; Atheriniformes; Atherinopsidae
Source: the annotation of a GenBank genome assembly